AUGAAUGUAAAAAACCAACCGUCAAAACCCAAACUCCGAACAUGGGCAUCCGUGAUCAGUGGAUCAUUAGCAGCUACUGGUGCUGUUUUUUUCACGAAUAUGCCUGAGACUAUUAAAACUCGAAUGCAGCUCGAUGGUGAAGCAUCAAUACGCAAUGGUGUAGGUACGAAAAAACAAUACAGUAAUAUUUUUGAUGCUUAUAAAAAAAUCAUACGGCAAGAAGGGUUUAAAGCACUUCAGGCAGGUCUUGGCCCCGCUAUUGGAAUACAAGUCAUUAUGAAUGGAUUACGUUUAGGACUUUUUGAACCUAUUCAACACACAAUAAGAAAUCUAACGAAUUGUAGAGAACAUAGUACUUUAAACAAAGUUUUUUCUGGCGCAAUGUCCGGCGUCAUAGGUGUAACAAUUAGUUCACCAUUGUACCUAGCGAAAAAUCGUCUACAAGCUCAGUCAAAUUAUUUUCACGCUGCCGAAGAACAUCAUUAUAAAAAUACGAUUGAUUGUUUAAAAAAAAUCUAUCAACGAAGUGGCAUUUUUGGUUUAUUUUAUGGUGUGACAGCUGCUUUACCACGUGUUAUUGUUGGCUCGGCAACUCAAUUAACAACAUAUGAUAAAUUAAAAGAAUUCUCUAUACAAAGUUUAAAUUUACGGGACGGACUUCCAGCUCAUCUUUUUGCAAGUUUUAUCUCAUCUUUAUUUACUGUUACUAUGAUGAAUCCAUUUGAUGUUAUAUCAACACGUAUCUAUCAAUCAAGUGGUCGACAGACAGUCUAUAAUGGUGUUAUAGAUUGUUGUAAGAAAACUGUGCGUACUGAAGGAUGGAGGGCAUUACAAAAUGGAUGGCUAGCACUUUAUUUAAGAUUAGGUCCACAUACAAUAAUAACAUUCGUAUUUCUUGAAAAAAUACGCGCAUGGUUUUUAACAUUUGAUAGAUUUAGUACAAAUCCUCAGCCUAUUCCAAUAGAUGUUCUGGUCAAUAGUGAUGCAAGUUGA
Messenger RNA from Rotaria socialis, 993 nucleotides. The record is from the annotation of a GenBank genome assembly. NCBI's taxonomy places the organism in Eukaryota, Metazoa, Rotifera, Eurotatoria, Philodinida, Philodinidae.